AACCUAAUGACUAGAAGCGAUGACGAGGUGCCUCACUUUAAAGACGUGAUCUCAGUGUUCGACAUAUUAAAGCUUCAACGGAUGGUGUAUACGCUGACUUCAGACUCUGAUUUCUUCAUGGAGAUCGCAAGAGACCAUAACGGCUCCAAAAACAUACAGAGACUCAUGGGGAGAUCCGCAUACAUGGACGGUCUCUUCUGCGGAGCUAUCGCGCGCCUCUUCCUCCAGGUCAUGACAGACAAGCACGCGUCCUACGUGGGGAUACAGGGAACUAGAGUUUUCAAACAGAACAAGAAGGAGCCACUGUACGAGCUCAUUCUCGAGUAUGCGCUUUACCUAGCGCGUGACCAACACGGUUGCAUCGCUCUCAACGAAGUCAUAACCGACUUGGACCAUCCUGACUACACAAACCAGCUCCUAGACCUAGUUGCGAACAACGCUGUUUGGCUAAGCAACGAUCCUUAUGGGAACUUUGUGAUCCAACACUUGCUUAAACUGAAGGACAGGCGUUGCACGCGUAACAUCGCUGUUAAUCUACGAGGCCACUACGUUGAUCUCUCGUUUAAGAAGUUUGGAAGCUACAUCGUGGAGAGGCUUUUGAAAGCGGGGGGCUCGGUAAUGGAAGAGGUGGUUAUAGAUCUUGUGAAGGGCGAGGGAGAGAGGUUGAUGAGGCUGGCGAGGAGUGAGUAUGGGAAUUUUGUGGUGAGGAAGGCACUGGGAGUCACGAAUAACUGUAUGACGGCUGAUCUGUUUAACGGUUUGGUGAACAAGCUAAUCCCUUUUCGCCAUCUCUUGCCUAGGUCUCCUGGAAGAAACAUUGCAACCAUCUUGGACUCUGUUUUGAUAUCAUCCUACUAG
Messenger RNA from Camelina sativa (false flax), 858 nucleotides. NCBI's taxonomy places the organism in Eukaryota, Viridiplantae, Streptophyta, Magnoliopsida, Brassicales, Brassicaceae. The record is from RefSeq and is a predicted model, not a curated record.